GACUUUUAAGAAUUCCUGCUGGAGUGUAGGCCACUUAUACCUUGCCAUGUGGUUGCCUUGUUUUUUAUUUGGGUGGGCCACUGUGUGAAACAGGAUGUUGGACCAGAUGGGCCUUGGGCCUGAUCCAGCAGGGCUGUUCUUAUGUUUUUGUUUUUUGUUUUAAUAGUUGGAUGUUUCAGUCCCAGGUACAGAGCAGCUGAAGCUUUGCAAUAAAAAAGGAGUGGUCAAAGCCUGAUUGUUUCAGAGUCUCCAACAAUGUGUUCUCUCACUUUUUUUCAUCUGUGCUCAGAAUGAGUUUUGUUCUGGGUGGCAGUAUCAAGGCAGAGUGUGCGCACAUGCACUCAGAAUAGGAUCUUCCUGUUUCAUCCUGAGCAGGAUAUAAGAUUAACUGAGUGGAUAUCAAAAAAAGUGUGCGUGUGUGCACGUCUGCAUGCCUUAAAGGGAACUCUGGUCUCGAUUCUUCAUUCCUCUACAGAAAAAGUUUGUACGCUGUUUAAUUGUAUUGUAUUUUUAUUUACAUAGAACAAUAAUUAUUAGAAGAACAAGAUAGUUACCUUUCUACAUUGAGCUGAGUCAGAUAGAAGUGACAAGGGAUGAUGUUCUAAACUGUCUGGAAAAACUGAAAGCUAACAAAUCACCAGGGCCGGAUGUCAUCCAUCCAAGAGUCCUCAAAGAACUCAAAUGUGAAAUUGCCGACCUCCUUGCUAAAAUAUUUAACUUAUCCCUGAAAUCGGGCUCUGUACAAGAGGACUGGAGAGUAGCUAAUGUAACACUGAUUUUCAAGAAGGGAUCCAGAGGCGAUCCGGGAAAUUACAGGCCGGUUAGCCUAACGUCCGUUCCAGGCAGAUUGAUGGAAAGCAUCCUCAAGGAUAAAAUUGUAAAGCAACUAGAAGAACAGGCCCUGCUGGAAGUGAGCCAGCAUGGCUUCCGCAAAGGAACUAAACAACUUAAACAUAUUUUGCUGAAAGAUGUGAACACCAUUUUUGAAUGUAAACUGUGCCGCAGUCUCUUCAGAGGACUACCAAAUUUAAUAACCCAUAAAAAGUUCUAUUGUCCUCCAAGUCUCCGAAUGGAUGACAACUCUCCUGAUGUAAAUGAUAAACAAAGUCAAGCCAUAAGUGAUCUGCUGGAAGCCAUGUAUCCAAGAGUGGACAAACAAGAUUAUAUAAUCCGGCUGGAGCCUAUAGAAGCAAAUCGGAAUGCUGUGUUUCAGUAUGUUUCAAAGGCUGAUAGCCCAGUUGAGAACAUUGAGGUGAAUGUCACUCCUGAUGAAGCUCCUGUAGAAAUGCCAGAACCUAGCACAGAACCAACUAAGGCAGUUGCAAUUCCUUCAGAAGCAGAAACUGUGGAUACUCCUUCUCCCCCGCCGCCACCGCCGCCACCUCCUCCUCCUGCUAAUAAAGUAAUCGUGACUCCAGAAGAACCAGCCCCAUCCUCAAAACCUGAGUUGGAAUGUGAUGAUAAUUCUGAUUCCAGUCAUCACUUAAUGUGUUGUCUGUGUAAAAAACAAUUUCAUUCCAGACGCAGUGUACGCAGACAUAUUAGAAAAGUGCACAAAAAGAAGAUGGAAGAACUAAAGAAAUUUAUUGAACUUAAGAAAAAGCCAAAUCAGGCUCCUGGAAGGAUGCGCAAUAGGAAUAUUCUCUUAACAUUGGGUAGAAGCUGUCCUGUAUGUUGUAAAUCCUUUGCUACAAAAGCCAAUGUAAGGAGGCAUUUUGAUGAAGUUCAUAGGGGACUGAGAAGGGAUUCCAUUACUCCCGAUAUAGCUACAAAACCUGGGCAGCCUUUGUCCUUGGAUACAACUUCUAAAAAAUCUCUUAAGGCCCAAAAACAAAAAUCUUCAAAGGCUGAAUACAACUUAACGACAUGUAAAUGCCUUUUGUGCAAGAGAAAAUAUAGCUCCCAAGUCAUGCUCAAAAGGCAUAUGCAAAUUGUCCACAAAAUAACUCUUUCUACAAAAAAUCCUAAAAGAGAGAGAAAGUCCAACAAUACUAUUAACACAGAAGUGAAAGUUAAAACUGAACCAACAGAAUCUGCAGAAUCGGUGCCUUCCAUAAUCAAUUCUCCACCAAAUGAAGUGAAGGGAACAAAUAAUUCUAAUGAAAGAAAGAACUCACUAGCUGCUGAAAGGAAGAACACUGGAUCUGCUGAAAGGAAGACUGUAUCGUCCACUGAAAAAAAGACUGAAAGAAAAGGUGCGGCAUCCACUGAGAGAAAAAGCACAGCAUCCAGUGAAAGAAAGAGCGUGGCAUCAAGUGAAAGAAAAAGCACCCCAUCUGCUCAGAAAAAUAAAGUUAAACAAAGCUCUGAAAAUUCCAAGUCCAGUAAUCAGUCUGUUGCAGGUGGUCCAAAAAAACCCAGGAAACCCAGACUUUCAGCUGGCUUUGAUUUCAAGAAGCUUUACUGUAAACUAUGUAAACGCCAGUUUACUUCUAAGCAGAACUUAACAAAGCACAUUGAAUUGCACACAGAUGGAAGUAACAUAUAUGUUAAAUUCUAUAGAUGUCCUCUCUGCACUUAUGAAACACGCCGAAAGCGUGAUGUGAUAAGACAUAUAACCGUAGUACAUAAAAAGUCUUCACGUUACCUUGGUAAAAUAACUGCAAGCUUAGAAAUCAGAGCAAUAAAAAAGCCCAUUGACUGUGUUCUAAACAAGGUGACAAAAAGAGGCCCUCGGAGGGAUGAAGGAAAACAAAAUGGUUCCAAACAGGAUGUCACCUCUAACUCUCCAAGUAAAAAGUAUGAAGGAACUGAAGUUGGAAUUGAAGUAAAAGUCACAAAAAAUUUUUCUCUGCACAGAUGCAAUAAAUGUGGAAAGGCAUUUGCCAAAAAAACUUUCCUAGAACAUCAUAAGAAGACUCAUAAGGCAAAUGUGUCACAUUCACCUGAAGAAAACACCACAACCAAAGGCAGAAGUACAAGGUCUAAAGCUCUUGUUUGGUGAAGAACAGCUAGUGCCUUCUUAAAUGUUUGCCUAAAAUUGCCAUUGAUACUCCUAACUCAGCAUGCUUUUCUUCAUAGAUCAGAUGUUGUAGGAAAUACAAGAAUAUUGUAUUUAAUCUUUUCAGCCAAAAUUGUUGCUCUAAAUUGAAACAAAGAGUACAUUUCUGAAGCUGUUAUUCAGGACACUAAAGCCUAGCACAGUUUGAUUUGUACAGGGAUGGUUCUUCAAGGUUCAAUUCUGUAUUGAAUUAUAUUGGCAUAAUGUUCAGCAGUAGGUACCAUAGUCCAAAGGUUUUUUAAAAAAUUAACUUUGCACUUAAUUGGUAUUGGCCAGGCCAUAGGAAAGCCUUCAUGGUUCGGUAUAACCUGCAGAUGCUGUGUUGCCUAACUCUAGUUUAGUGUAUUUUUGAUAUAGAAUUUUCACAGAAGUGCUAAGAAAUUUUUGACUAUUAUAAAUUGACGAGUUAAUAGUAGUAAUUCAUUGCAAAACGUUUGCAUUAAAAUGCUUUUUCUCUGUCAUCACAAGAUGCCAUUCUCUUAAAUUCCUGCUUUAUCUGUACAAGGUUUAUUAGUAUUUGGUUCUUUAUAUUUGUAAUUUUAACCAUGAUGUUUUCACAGGCCCUGUUUAAAGGGGGGGGGGAGUUUCAGAUAUUCUACAGUUCCACUUUAUGCAAUAGAAAUAUAUAUUUAGGAAAUGGAGAAAAUCAGUCCUAAAUUAACUUGUUAUAUUUUUGAUCUGAAAUAUUUUUUGGCAUCCAGCAGUCAAGGAGAGAGCAGUUUUUUAAAAACUACUGCUUGAGGAAUCUCUUGUAUCUAAUCAUUUAACAGAUGUUUGUUAAGAGCACAUAUCUGUGGAUACUUCAAUUCCAAAGUUUCAGUUACCUGAAGCUAGCUCCCCAGAGUUAAACCACUCUUGGAUUCUGAUUUUAACAUGAAAGGAUUAUAUGUAGACAAGCUUCAAGCUGUUUUGAAGCCAUCCUCGGAUUUUGUAUUUUAAUUUUUGCAAAAACAAUAAACACAUGGGUUAUUACCAAAUCUGCCAUCAGCUUAUCGGGGGUGGGGGGGAGGUUAUUUGAUUCUUGUAUGAUAAGCUGUCAAUGCUGCCCCUUUUAAAUCCCCUUUUUAGUUGACUAAAGGCUAUAUUGGCAUAUGGAUUUUUACUUAACAUCAAAUGAUGUGUGGUAAAACUUGGAAGUGGAACCACUACUGUCUUGAAUAGUACUAUGAGAAGAUGAAAAUAUAAAUAUUUUUAUAAGCUAUUUUCUUACUAAAUGUAUUGACUGUUUGUAAUGGCAAUGCCUUGUCCAACAAUGGUCCAAUUCAAAUGCUACACUAGAACGUAACUGCAUGACAACCAGGAGCCUUGAGUUCAUAUGCUCUUGCCUUCUUGCCAGCCUUUGCGCACAAGGAGAGUAAGUCAUCUGCUCUCCUGGAUUUGUCAUGUUGUCAACACUUGGUUAUUUUAUCCAUGUUUAUGAGCAAGCCAGAAUGUGAAUCUCCAGUCCUGGCUUGUUGUAAACUCUGGUUAGAACUGACAGCAAGUCCCAGCUCAUUCUAAACCACUAGUGGAAAUUAAAACAAAACUUUUCCCCUCUGUGUGGUGAGGAGAGAGCAGGUAAGCCCAAGGCACAUGCUCAUGUUUAAACCAUGUCACCAUCUGAACUGAGUCAUUGUCAACAGAAAUGAAACUGUAUUAAGCAAUUACCCUUAGAUGUAAAAACCAGCUGUCCUAGUUCAUGAAGUUCGAUAGUGCUGAUAAUAGGAAAUGAAUAUUUUAAAAGGGAAACUUAGAAACACUUUUGAAAGGCCUAUUUUUAAAACGGUUAUCAACUGGAGCAUAUGUUCCAUAGAUGUGGUUCCCUACUUAAUGCUCAUUUUGCUGAACAGAUUUUAUGUUCGUUGUGAUAUACUACUAAGCAAAAACUUGCUGUGUGAUGUACUUUUAAAAAUAUUUUUUUAUAAAUGAAUGUAUAUGAGCAAAAAGUGUGUUAGUGUCAUUUGUAAUCAUUCUAGCAUUUGCUCGAAUUUCAGUUCGUUGGGUGGCAUCCAGACCUAACUCGGAUAAAUCUUCCUUCCUGAGUGUCUGGGGCGGGGUGGUGGUGAGUGCUCCCAAUGGUCCCACGGCACAGAGUGGGAUGCACUGCAGUAGGAAGGGCGACUCCUCAAACGGGACUGAGACCUCUUCAUUCUGCUUAUGGAAGUAGUUUGCAUCCACUUUCCAUGAAUUUCUUGUUAGUCUUGGAGCCACCAGCACUGCAUCCCACUCUGUUGCUGAGAGUCCCUCAACCCUCAGGAAACCUGAGUGAGAGGCUGGGAGGAGGAAUGGGCGGAAAUGCCUUGCAUGAGUGCAGCACUUGUGUAAGCUGGGGAUGCUACCCAUAAGUGAUUGAUGGUUGGGAGUAUUAAGCUUGACUGUACUGAACUUGCUGCAAAGAUCCAUAGUAAUUUUUGCAUACUUAGCAUAUUGGACAGUCUUUCAUAUGGAAGUUUACAAGCUACCCACAUUCCCCUCUUUUAAUUGUGUUUAAUGUUUUUGUACACAAGCACUUUAAUAGUUGCAGUUUAAAUUUCUUUCAGUGAUUAUUUUGACAAGAUAGUACACUAAUAUUCAUGUGAAGAUAGUAUUUGGGAUUUAGACAACUCAUAUGCAACCAUUUUAUUUGUAGUUCCUUAAAUAUUGUUUAAAAGGAAGAUAGUGCAAGGAUAUAUAUAUUGCCCUCAAGAUGUUGAAUGACCACUGUAGGUAGCACUUGACUUUCACUGUAAAGUUUGUAAAAGGCUUGCUUAUUCUUAUCUAUUUUAUAAUCAAUUAUAUAGCAAAACAGUAGUGUACCUACCAUUAUGACUUUUUGGCAGGUUUCUGCGCAUUUUUUUAAAAAUUUUUAGAAAAUGUUUAGUGAUUUGUGUCAAAUUGCCACAAUUUAAAAGGUACAGUACAUCUGAAGAAAUGCCGUUUUUUAAUAUUGGUUGACUCCCUUCCUUAGGGAAAUGCCUAAGGAAUGCUUGUCCAUAUAUACUUUUUGUAUAAAAUAUAUCUAAAAAUGUUGAUCAUAAAUAAAAAUAUUCUUCUAUGGAUAGAUAAUUGUUGGGCCUUUUAGUGCUUUGCACUAAAAUAAAAACCUGUGAAUGGGAAAUAGACUGUGUUACUGAAAAUGUUAUAUGUUGAAUGUACAUGCUUCUUGGAUAAAUGUACUUUAUUUGGAAAUAAAGCAGACUGGAAGUUAUUUCAGCUAAAUGCA
This is a messenger RNA of Hemicordylus capensis (graceful crag lizard), 6182 nucleotides long. It is a transcript of the gene ZNF800, whose product is annotated as zinc finger protein 800. The coding region runs from base 851 to 2944 and encodes 697 amino acids. The record is from RefSeq and is a predicted model, not a curated record. NCBI's taxonomy places the organism in Eukaryota, Metazoa, Chordata, Lepidosauria, Squamata, Cordylidae. The transcript is spliced from 3 exons.